AGCGAGUGGCCGCCGUGAGCAGGACGGCUGAAGCGGAGCAGGCAGCAGGAUUCCCCGGAGCCACAAGCAACACGUAACAGAGCCCCAGGUGAGGAGGGGGCUGGAGGAGAGCAGCGGGCAGCCGUAGGCUUUCAGUAUACACAGGCAGCUCCCCCAAAAUAAAGAAAAAGAGGAUAUCUAUUUUAACGCCUGCCGCGCUUCAAAAAACCCGCCGAAAGCCCGUGGAACAUGCAGCGAGAUCGCUGCAGGAUCCCGUGGUAGAUUCGCAAGAUGCUCAUCCGCCUGCGCUAUGGAAGACGUCUGCAGACCUAUCUGAAGAUAGGUGCCUGUGUCCUGGUGGGCCUGUGCUACUUCGCCUUCCUCUUCCGCGAGUCCCUGAAUGCCUACGAGCACCGGGAAAGGGUGACGGCCGCGGAGUUGGAGGCGGAAUCGGAACCCUCAAAGCAGCAGCUCAAACUCAAGCGACAGCAGUUGCAGCGCCAGAGGAUCUUGGCCAAGCAACAGGAGCAGGGAAAGGCCACCACUGGGGGCAAUGCCAGUGCAGGGAGCUCAUCCCCGCUGGCUGCAGCUCCUCCUCCGCCGGCCAGCACCCUGAAUCCCGUCUACGAGUACUCCGAGGAGCUGCACAGCCGAACGGAGCGGGAGUUGCAAAGGAGGAGUGAACACCUGGCCGCCGUCUGCGAUCGCUAUAAGCUGCAGGAAAAGUACCCACCGAAUCCCUGGGAGUUCUUCGUCUCACCUGGCCACAACAAUCUCGUCUGGUGCAACGUCUUCAAGGCAGCUAGCAGUACAUGGAUGUAUUAUUUUAAUAUACUGGCUGGCUACGAUGUGAAGUACCUCCAGCGGACGGAGACGCAACCACUGGAGCUGGCGAGAAAGCGCUUCCCCCGCCCGGAACUCGGUGAACUGAUGGAACUCCUCCCCAGUGCGCUGUCCUUCCUCUUUGUGCGCGAUCCUUUCGAGCGGAUCCUGAGUGCCUAUCGGAACAAGCUGGAGGGCAACAAGAACACCUUCUACAAGGCCCUGGGCACCAAGAUCGUGCAUCGCUACAGGAAGCGCAGUCUGGGCGGACCCUGGCCGAGAUGUGGACCCACCUUCGAGGAGUUUGUGCGCUUCCUGAUCGCCGAGCAUGCGGCGGGCAAGAGAUUCGAUGAGCACUGGGCUCCCGUCUACAGCUUCUGCACUCCCUGCAGUGUCAACUUCACCAUAAUCGGAAAGACGGAGACGUUCCAGAGGGAUUCGGAGUUCAUAAUCCGGCAGGCGGGCCUGGAAUCCCUGCUCCUGGGAUUGGGAAAGCUGCCGCAGCGAAAGCAGCGCAAGAUUGGCAACCAGGCGCGAAGUGGGGUUAAAUCGGAGGCCCUGGUCGAGCGAUACUUCGCCGAUCUCGACCGCUCAACGUUGGACCAAUUGCUCAAGAUAUAUCGCAUCGAUUUCGAGCUCUUUGACUACGACUACCGCAGGUACUACGACAUGGUGCAUCCGUGGAGCAUGGAGCAGAGCACAUCCGCAUCCGGAGUGCCAGCCGUGGGAUCCACCAGUACCACACCUUCUCUAACCCUGGGUGGCCAUUCCACCCAGGGUCAGGCGACGUAGGGUCAACCAGUUCGGCAUCGAUGAGUCGUGAAACAAUCUUAUCAUGUACCUUUUUACACGAAAACUCAAACCACAGACAAA
Messenger RNA from Drosophila suzukii, 1674 nucleotides. Its product is annotated as carbohydrate sulfotransferase 11. The record is from RefSeq and is a predicted model, not a curated record. Gene Ontology annotation, cellular component: membrane. Gene Ontology annotation, molecular function: sulfotransferase activity. NCBI's taxonomy places the organism in Eukaryota, Metazoa, Arthropoda, Insecta, Diptera, Drosophilidae. Gene Ontology annotation, biological process: carbohydrate biosynthetic process.